CGCCGCCGUUGCGCUGCCGCGCUGUCGACGCCGCCUGUCCCGUGCCGGGUUUGGAGGUGCUGCCAGGAGUUCUCGGAUCCUCUGAGACCGUCGUUGGAUCUCAGAUCACAAAUCUGCAUUCUAAUUUGAACUGUGGGAAGAAAGGAUAGUCGGUGGGUGGUAUUCCUCCCUGAAAGGCACGAUGUUUUCCAAACUAGCUCAUUUGCGGACGCUUCCUGUGCUUCGUCGCGGAGUUCACUCCUCAGUGGCUUCUGCUACGUCUGUUGCGACUAAAAAGACAAUCCAGGGCCCUCCAUCUUCUGAUUACAUUUUUGAGCGAGAAUCUAAAUAUGGUGCACACAACUACCAUCCUUUACCUGUAGCCCUGGAGAGAGGAAAAGGUAUUUACGUAUGGGAUGUAGAAGGCAGAAAAUAUUUUGACUUCCUGAGUGCUUACAGUGCUGUCAACCAAGGGCAUUGCCAUCCAAAGAUUGUGAAUGCCCUGAAAAGUCAAGCAGACAAACUGACCUUAACAUCUAGGGCUUUCUAUAAUAACGUACUUGGUGAAUACGAAGAGUAUGUUACGAAACUUUUCAACUACCACAAAGUUCUUCCUAUGAAUACAGGAGUGGAGGCUGGAGAGACUGCUUGCAAACUUGCUCGUAGAUGGGGCUAUACUGUUAAGGGUAUUCCAAAAUACAAGGCAAAGGUGGUUUUUGCAGCUGGAAACUUUUGGGGCAGAACACUGUCUGCUAUCUCCAGUUCCACAGACCCAACCAGUUACGAAGGUUUUGGACCAUUUAUGCCAGGGUUUGAAAUCAUUCCCUAUAAUGAUCUGCCUGCUCUUGAGCGUGUUCUUCAGGAUCCAAACGUUGCCGCGUUCAUGGUAGAACCAAUUCAGGGUGAGGCGGGCGUCGUGGUUCCCGAUCCCGGCUACAUGAUGGGCGUGCGAGAGCUCUGCACCCGCCACCAGGUUCUGUUCAUUGCUGAUGAAAUACAGACAGGAUUGGCCAGAACUGGUAGGUGGCUGGCUGUCGAUUAUGACAAUGUCAGACCCGAUGUAGUCCUUCUUGGAAAGGCACUUUCCGGCGGCUUAUACCCUGUGUCGGCGGUGUUGUGUGACGAUGAGGUGAUGCUGACCAUUAAACCGGGGGAGCACGGGUCAACCUACGGUGGCAAUCCACUAGGCUGCCGCGUGGCCAUCGCCGCCCUGGAGGUUUUGGAAGAAGAAAACCUUGCUGAGAAUGCAGAAAAAAUGGGUAUCAUCCUGAGGAAUGAGCUCAUGAAGCUGCCGUCUGAUAUUGUAACUGCUGUCAGGGGAAGAGGAUUAUUAAAUGCUAUUGUUAUUCGAGAAACCAAAGAUUGUGAUGCUUGGAAGGUGUGUCUGCGACUUCGAGAUAAUGGACUUCUGGCCAAGCCAACCCACGGCGACAUCAUCAGGUUUGCACCCCCGCUUGUGAUCAAGGAGGAUGAGAUUCAGGAGUCUGUGGAAAUCAUUAACAAGACCAUCCUGUCUUUCUGAGGGUGGUGACUGUUUCCAGUGCUGCCCGGAGCCAGCUAGAGACGGCGGUUCCUGUAAGUCCCGUAGCUUUCCUGUGCUUCGCGUGGGCACGGUCCACUCCCCAGUGUCCAAGGACUUUUUUUUUAAAUACACUUUGUUUUUUUCAGUUCAUGCAUAAUAGAAUGACAUUUAUAAACACGCAGUUUGCUAUGUAACAUGACUAAGAGAAUGUAAUGGCAUCUAUAUUCGAUUCAGUUUCUCUGUGUGUGUGCUUUCUAAGAUGAAACACAUCUACUUGUAUAUAGAGAGCCUUUUAAUCAAGCCCUUCGGUAUAAUUUAUAUGUUUUUAUAAUUUCUUUACUGACACAAAUGUUUUGUAUUUGAAAAAGUUAUAUGGGGUGUUACGUGGA
Messenger RNA from Panthera uncia (snow leopard), 1890 nucleotides. RefSeq names its product ornithine aminotransferase (gene OAT). The transcript is spliced from 11 exons. Bases 182 to 1501 code for a protein of 439 amino acids. Gene Ontology annotation, cellular component: cytoplasm. The record is from RefSeq and is a predicted model, not a curated record. Lineage: Eukaryota; Metazoa; Chordata; Mammalia; Carnivora; Felidae. Gene Ontology annotation, molecular function: L-ornithine transaminase activity; pyridoxal phosphate binding; identical protein binding.